Fusarium mangiferae is the source of this 267-nucleotide messenger RNA. RefSeq lists its product as uncharacterized. The record is from RefSeq and is a predicted model, not a curated record. Lineage: Eukaryota; Fungi; Ascomycota; Sordariomycetes; Hypocreales; Nectriaceae. Bases 1 to 267 code for a protein of 88 amino acids. The transcript has a single exon.
AUGCCAUCAACCAAUUGGUGGCCUUGCUUCACCAGUACUGUUCCGACGGCGGUCGAUACCUUGAAGGGGGUCAUCGGAGAGAACGAAAGACUCAAGCGAAACAAAGCGAAGCUCCGAACCACAUGCGAUACGAAUAUUGAAGUGCUUUCUCGUUAUCAUACCAAGUUUGAAAGACAGAAAGCGGAUUUUGAGAAACAACUCAGGUCUCAAAAGGCACAGAACGAGGCAAUACUUAAGGGAAAACAAGCAGCCGAUGAAAACUUCUAG